UAACAGCCGCCGCCGCCGCCGCCAGCAGCCCGGGCCGGGAGCGAGAGCCGAGGGGCGGAGAGCCGGUCCCGCCGCCGGACGGCUCGGCGCGACCAGGUGAACGGACAUGGCGGGCUGGAUCCAGGCCCAGCAGCUGCAGGGAGAUGCGCUGCGCCAGAUGCAGGUGCUGUACGGGCAGCACUUCCCCAUCGAGGUCCGGCAUUACUUAGCGCAGUGGAUCGAGAGCCAGCCCUGGGAUGCCAUCGACCUGGACAAUCCCCAGGACCAAGCUCAGGCCACCCAGCUCCUGGAGGGCCUGGUGCAGGAGCUGCAGAAGAAGGCGGAGCACCAAGUGGGGGAAGAUGGGUUUUUACUGAAGAUCAAGCUGGGGCACUAUGCCACGCAGCUGCAGAACACGUAUGAUCGCUGCCCCAUGGACCUGGUCCGCUGCAUCCGGCAUAUUCUAUACAAUGAACAGAGGCUGGUCCAAGAAGCCAACAAUGGUACUUCUCCUGCUGGGAUCCUGGUUGAUGCCAUGUCCCAGAAACACCUUCAGAUCAACCAGACAUUUGAGGAGCUGCGACUGGUCACGCAAGACACAGAGAAUGAACUGAAGAAGCUGCAACAGACUCAGGAGUACUUCAUCAUCCAAUAUCAAGAGAGCCUGAGGAUCCAGGCUCAGUUUGCGCAGCUGGCCCAGCUGAAUCCCCAGGAGCGUCUGAGCCGGGAGACGGCCCUCCAGCAGAAGCAGGUGUCCCUGGAGGCCUGGCUGCAGCGCGAGGCCCAGACGCUGCAGCAGUACCGAGUGGAGCUGGCCGAGAAGCACCAGAAGACCCUGCAGCUGCUGCGGAAGCAGCAGACCAUCAUUCUUGAUGACGAACUGAUCCAGUGGAAGCGGCGGCAGCAGCUGGCCGGGAAUGGAGGCCCCCCCGAGGGCAGCCUGGACGUGCUACAGUCCUGGUGCGAGAAGUUGGCCGAGAUCAUCUGGCAGAACCGGCAGCAGAUCCGCAGAGCUGAACACCUCUGCCAGCAGCUGCCCAUCCCCGGCCCGGUGGAGGAGAUGCUGGCCGAGGUCAAUGCCACCAUCACAGACAUCAUCUCAGCCCUGGUGACCAGCACAUUCAUCAUCGAGAAGCAGCCCCCUCAGGUCCUGAAGACCCAGACCAAGUUUGCAGCCACCGUGCGCCUGCUGGUGGGCGGGAAGCUGAACGUGCACAUGAACCCCCCCCAAGUGAAGGCCACCAUCAUCAGUGAGCAGCAGGCCAAGUCGCUGCUGAAGAACGAGAACACCCGCAACGAGUGCAGUGGAGAGAUCUUGAACAACUGCUGUGUGAUGGAGUAUCACCAGGCCACUGGCACCCUCAGCGCCCACUUCAGGAACAUGUCGCUAAAGAGGAUCAAACGCGCUGACCGGCGGGGCGCAGAGUCUGUGACAGAGGAGAAGUUCACGGUCCUGUUUGAGUCUCAGUUCAGUGUGGGCAGCAAUGAGCUUGUGUUCCAGGUGAAGACCCUGUCCCUUCCUGUGGUUGUCAUCGUUCAUGGUAGCCAGGACCACAAUGCUACUGCCACCGUGCUGUGGGACAAUGCCUUUGCUGAGCCGGGCAGGGUGCCAUUUGCCGUGCCUGACAAAGUGCUGUGGCCGCAGCUGUGUGAAGCCCUAAACAUGAAAUUCAAGGCCGAAGUGCAGAGCAACCGAGGCCUGACCAAGGAGAACCUUGUGUUCCUGGCGCAGAAAUUGUUCAACAGCAGCAGCAGCCACCUCGAGGACUACAACAGCAUGUCCGUGUCCUGGUCCCAGUUCAACAGGGAGAACCUGCCGGGCUGGAACUACACCUUCUGGCAGUGGUUUGACGGGGUCAUGGAGGUGCUGAAGAAGCAUCACAAGCCCCAUUGGAAUGACGGGGCCAUCCUAGGUUUUGUGAAUAAGCAACAGGCGCAUGACCUGCUCAUCAACAAGCCAGACGGGACCUUCUUGUUGCGCUUCAGCGACUCAGAAAUCGGGGGCAUCACCAUCGCCUGGAAGUUUGACUCUCCUGACCGCAACCUGUGGAACCUGAAGCCGUUCACCACACGGGAUUUCUCCAUCCGGUCCCUGGCCGACCGGCUGGGGGACCUGAACUAUCUCAUCUACGUGUUUCCUGACCGGCCCAAGAAUGAGGUCUUCUCCAAGUACUACACUCCUGUGCUCGUUCCCCCCUCGGCAGCUAAAGCAGUGGACGGAUAUGUGAAGCCACAAAUCAAGCAAGUGGUCCCCGAGUUUGUGAGCGCAUCUGCAGACUCUGCUGGGGGCAGCGCCACCUACGUGGACCAGGCCCCCUCCCCAGCCGUGUGUCCCCAGGCUCAUUAUAACAUAUACCCACAGAAUCCUGACACCGUUCUCGACCAGGAUGGAGAGUUCGAUCUGGAUGAGACCAUGGAUGUAGCCCGGCACGUGGAGGAACUCUUACGCCGCCCGAUGGACAGUCUGGACCCCCGCCUCUCCCCGCCUGCUGGUCUUUUCACCUCUGCCAGAGGCUCGCUCUCGUGAACGCUUGAAUCCCACACUUUUCUUCGGAAACAGUACUGAGUGUGAAGGGUUCAUAUUGUGAUUUUAGUAUUGCUCUGCAUCUUGAUGCCUUUGCAGGCAGCACGUGUAUGCGUGCAUAUGUGUGUGUGUUUGUGCACAAGGUGUGCCUGCCUCGCCUCUGCUGUCUUGCGUAUGUGGUUGCAGCAGCAGCAGUGCCUUUGUCUUCAGAUCAAGGCCUUCCAAGAGCCCACUGGGUCUGUCUCUGUUGAGGAGGAGAUGAGCUUCUAUUGUCGCAGGUACUCAAUGCAGGCAAACCUACUCCUGCCAGGGCCUUUAUCUGCUCAGCAGCUAUUUGAAUGAAAUUAUUCAAGGAGGGGAAUGGAGACAGGUAACGUCUCUAAGCUGGAGUUUUACUCCUGAGUUAGAAGCUUCGCCUCCCAGAUGUGUGUGUGCAUUUAUGCAUGUGCAUCUGAUCUUGUACACGUGUGUUGGUCUAUCAAUUCUUUCCCUCAGGAGGAGGGUUGGGGUUCAGUUUUGAGUAAUAUUUUAUACUUUAAUGCAUAUGGACUCCAGACUUCUUGUAAAGUGAGAGCUUAUCUAAACCCUGGCCAUCCCCUAACACAGCAGAAAUGGGUCAUUGAGUCAGGCCUGUCAGAGCUGCUCUGUGUGGCCUCUUGGCCUCCAGCCAGGGGGCUUGGGCUUCAAGUCAAUGAUGCUGUUGCCCACGUCCCUGCUAUCUCUUUCCACUCGAUAUCCCCUCCCCUCCAUCAGGCCCCAGCCUUCUUCCCUGCCUCUCUGUAUGCGAGCUUGCUUAUGGGAGAGGUGGCAGAGAGGAAGGGACUGGUCUAGGACAUGGGGGCCCAGGACUUGCAGAAUUGAUCCCCUCCCCUCCUGGAAAAAACUGCAAGAGAUCGCAGCCAGUCAGCGGCUUGCUGCAUGCCUGUGGAAUCUGGAGUGGGGGUAAAAGCUGCUCUCGGUCCACUCUGCUGGGAGGCGGAACCUGGAACAGGCCUCCACACAGUUGCAUAACUGGCUGUGGUCUGAGAAGGCCUUGCUCCCAACCUCAUGUGUCCUUCCUUUGAGGUUUACGACAUGCAGCCGGGGCAGCUGGUGGUGGAAGAUCGGGAGUCCCAGGUUUAAACAUCUCUGAAGGAAGGUGGGGAUGAGAAGAGGGAUUCUUUUAUACUUUGUACAUAGGCCACCCAUUUGUGUAAAACCGUGUUUUUGAAUAAAAUAUUUUUUUCAUAAA
Messenger RNA from Diceros bicornis minor, 3734 nucleotides. Its product is annotated as signal transducer and activator of transcription 5A. The transcript is spliced from 19 exons. The record is from RefSeq and is a predicted model, not a curated record. NCBI's taxonomy places the organism in Eukaryota, Metazoa, Chordata, Mammalia, Perissodactyla, Rhinocerotidae. Gene Ontology annotation, biological process: growth hormone receptor signaling pathway via JAK-STAT; cytokine-mediated signaling pathway; defense response. The coding region runs from base 107 to 2506 and encodes 799 amino acids. Gene Ontology annotation, molecular function: DNA-binding transcription factor activity, RNA polymerase II-specific; RNA polymerase II cis-regulatory region sequence-specific DNA binding.